GUCCCGCAUUGGCCGGCAGCGGCCGAGCGAGGCGCGUGGGAGCCCCUCGCAGGGAGGGAGAAAGGCGCGGCAGCUGUGUGGUCCUGCAGGCAGGCGGCGGAGCGGACCACCCCCAAGCCCUGCUCGGGGCGGUGAGGCGGCUGCCUGCCCCCAAGGUCCAGGGGAAGCUGGAGGUCGCUGUUCGCUCCCCCUGCUGCUGCGGUGUCCCUGAGCUGCUCGGGCCCAUCUCUGGUCGGCUCUCCUCCCCCGGUGCCGCUCUUCCUUCCACAUCGAGCUCCUACCUCAGCCUGGAAACAGAAGUUAAGACCUUUGUCUUUUCCUACCUGCAUGCCAGCCAAGCCACUCCAGGUUACUCCUUUCCUGAGUGAUGAGUUGAGGAUCUGCAAGUAAAGAGGAAAUAGAAGACAUUAACCCACCUUGUUUGGCGAGAACGCAAAAUCAGCACAAUAUGGCACAGCCUAGCAUUGUUCUUGGAUUAUUCAUAAUGACUGUUUUAUCAAUGCUGGAUGGAAGUUCAGCUUUCCUAUUAAAUCAGCGUCUGAAGGGAAGAUUUCAAAGGGACCGCAGAAACAUCCGUCCAAACAUCAUUCUCGUUCUUACUGAUGAUCAGGAUGUAGAACUUGGUUCUAUGCAAGUGAUGAAUAAGACGAGGCGGAUCAUGGAACAGGGAGGUGCUCACUUCAUCAAUGCCUUUGUGACGACCCCAAUGUGCUGCCCAUCCCGCUCCUCUAUUCUCACGGGGAAAUAUGUUCACAACCACAACACCUACACCAACAAUGAGAACUGCUCCUCUCCAUCCUGGCAAGCUCAGCAUGAAAUACGCACAUUUGCAAUAUACCUGAAUAACACAGGAUACAGGACAGCUUUUUUUGGGAAGUACCUUAAUGAGUACAAUGGUUCCUAUGUGCCUCCUGGCUGGAAAGAAUGGGUUGGAUUACUUAAAAACUCUCGCUUUUACAACUACACACUCUGUAGGAAUGGCGUGAAGGAGAAGCAUGGAUUUGACUACUCUAGGGAUUAUCUGACUGACCUGAUCACCAAUGACAGUAUCAGCUUCUUCAGAAUCUCGAAGAAGAUGUAUCCCCAUAGGCCUGUAUUGAUGGUUCUCAGCCAUGCUGCUCCUCAUGGUCCUGAAGAUUCAGCUCCUCAGUAUUCACAACUCUUUCCCAACGCUUCACAACACAUCACUCCCAGUUAUAACUACGCUCCCAACCCAGACAAGCACUGGAUAAUGAGGUAUACUGGUCCCAUGAAACCUAUUCACAUGGAGUUCACCAACAUGCUACAGAGAAAGCGCUUACAGACACUCAUGUCCGUGGAUGACUCCAUGGAGACGAUUUAUAAUACACUGGUUGAAACAGGUGAACUGGACAAUACCUAUAUAAUAUAUACAGCAGACCAUGGCUAUCAUAUUGGGCAGUUUGGACUGGUGAAAGGAAAGUCCAUGCCUUACGAGUUUGAUAUCCGAGUUCCUUUUUAUGUGCGAGGUCCGAAUGUGGAGGCUGGGUCCCUGAAUCCUCACAUUGUAUUGAACAUUGAUCUUGCUCCUACAAUUCUAGAUAUUGCAGGCUUGGACAUUCCACCUGACAUGGAUGGUAAAUCCAUUCUAAAACUGCUGGAUUCUGAGAGACCAGUUAAUAGGUUCCAUUUUAAAAAAAAGAUGAAGGUGUGGAGAGACUCGUUCCUUGUGGAGAGAGGUAAAUUACUGCAUAAGAGAGAGAAUGAGAAGGUGGAUGCUCAGGAAGAAAACUUCCUGCCCAAAUACCAGCGUGUGAAAGACCUCUGCCAGCGAGCCGAGUAUCAGACUGCCUGCGAACAGCUUGGGCAGAAAUGGCAGUGUAUAGAAGAUGCCAGUGGGAAGCUCAAGCUGCACAAGUGCAAAGGGAUGGCUCACCUGGCAGCCGUGAGCAGCAGCAAAGGGGUCUCCAAUCUCAUGCCCAAGUAUUACAGCAGGAAAAGCGAAGACUGCAACUGUGAGGAAAACGAAUACAAGCUGAGCCCUAUUGGACAGAGACCGAAACUCUUCUCCAAGAAACAGUACAAGCCAAGCUAUGUCCGGAAUCGCUCUAUUCGCUCUGUGUCCAUUGAGCUGGAUGGAGAGGUUUAUAAUUUGGGCUUAGAGGAUGGCUAUCAACCUGUCUUACCAAGGAAUAUCACCAAAAGACACAAGGCAGAGGGGGAGGCUGCAGGAGGAGAGGAGGAUAAGGACAUCGGAGAAUACAGUGGCACGGGUGGCAUUGCAGAGUAUACGGCCUCUAAUUUAAUCAAAGUGACUCACAGAUGCUAUAUCCUGGAGAACGAUACUGUUCAGUGUGACACAGAUCUGUACAAGUCACUGCAGGCUUGGAAGGACCAUAAACUUCAUAUUGACCAUGAGAUUGAAACACUGCAAAAUAAAAUAAAAAACUUAAGGGAGGUCAGAGGUCAUCUAAAGAAGAAGCGACCAGAGGAGUGUGACUGUAACAAGAUAAGUUACCAUUCCAAACACAAGGGCAAACUGAGGCAAAAAGGGUCUAGUCUCCAUCCUUUCAAGAAAGCCCUGCAGGAAAAGGACAAGUUGUGGCUGCUUAGAGAACAGAGGCGAAAGAAAAAGCUGCGCAAACUGCUGAAGAGAAUAAAAAACAAUGAUACAUGCAGCAUGCCUGGCCUGACGUGCUUCACCCAUGACAACCAGCACUGGCAGACUGCCCCCUUGUGGACAUUGGGUCCUUUCUGUGCCUGUACCAGUGCCAAUAACAACACAUACUGGUGUAUGAGGACAAUCAAUGAGACACACAACUUCCUGUUUUGUGAAUUUGCUACUGGCUUCCUGGAAUAUUUUGAUCUCAAUACUGACCCAUAUCAGUUGAUUAAUGCAGUGAACACACUAGAUAGAGACAUUCUCAAUCAACUGCACAUCCAGCUCAUGGAAUUAAGAAGCUGCAAAGGAUAUAAACAGUGCAACCCAAGAACUAGGAACAUGGAUCUGGGGCUUAAGGAUGGAAGCUACGAGCAGUUCAGGCAGUUUCAGCGUCGAAGGUGGCCAGAAAUGAAGAGACCUUCAUCUUCCAAGUCGCUAGGACAACUGUGGGAAGGAUGGGAAGGCUAACCUCCUGCAACUGCUGGACCUCAAUGAGGAUACAAACGGGCCAGAACUUGAAUCCUUGUACAGACUUAAUGAAAAUGUAUAUGAUUUCAGAAAGAAUUAAAAUGUUAGCCUGGAGGACUGGAUGAACUUUGAGGUUGAAGUAGAUAGAAUGUUUGCACUGUUGAGUGAAUUAAAUAGAUAGUGAAUUUGGGGGAACUACUGUCAGGAAUAUAGGUUCCUUUUUGAAGGCCACUGUUGCAUCUGCUUUUGCUUUGGAUUAUAUUUCACGAAGUCACCGCAGUUCAAGGAAUUGAUGGAAGAGAAAAUGAGGCUAACCCCAUGCAUGGAUUGACACCUCAAAGCACAGAGCACCCACAAAAUUAUUUCAGUGGGAACAAAUUAAAAACCUCUCUGAGCUACCCCAUCGAAUGUCAUUAGAACAGCUGCAAAGCGAAGUUUAAACAAUGUGGAAAUUUUUACUUUUGACUGGGGCAGAUUAAAUGAGGACAGUAUUAUUUAGUGAUUCAGGAAUUCAAGCCAGCAGCACUGAAGAAGCAGCAGCUAAAAAUGCUCAACAGCACGAUACUUCAAGUUUCCUCUAAGGAUAUCAUUUUAGUUCACUGUCUCCAUAGCCACCCUAUUGCCAGCUGUAGGAAAAAUAGAGAAAAUCUUGAGUAACAAAAAAGCAGAUUGCUGGAGUGGUUCUGUAAAUAUUCAAUGUCUUGUUCAAAAGAAAUUGUCAAUAAAAAAGUGGAAUGCCCAACUA
This is a messenger RNA of Trachemys scripta elegans, 3833 nucleotides long. RefSeq names its product sulfatase 2 (gene SULF2). The record is from RefSeq and is a predicted model, not a curated record. Gene Ontology annotation, molecular function: N-acetylglucosamine-6-sulfatase activity; glycosaminoglycan binding; calcium ion binding. Lineage: Eukaryota; Metazoa; Chordata; Testudines; Emydidae. The transcript is spliced from 22 exons. Bases 449 to 3088 code for a protein of 879 amino acids. Gene Ontology annotation, cellular component: plasma membrane; cell surface; endoplasmic reticulum.